Molecule: messenger RNA, 1294 nt
Organism: Vanrija pseudolonga
Lineage: Eukaryota; Fungi; Basidiomycota; Tremellomycetes; Trichosporonales; Trichosporonaceae
Gene: AQY1
Product: Aquaporin-1
Exons: 5
Coding region: 128-1066 (312 amino acids)
Biological process (GO): transmembrane transport; water transport
Cellular component (GO): plasma membrane
Molecular function (GO): water channel activity
Source: RefSeq, a predicted model, not a curated record
CCACCCGGGCACCUUCCCUCUGACUCCCCCCCUCCCCCCUCGCCUCUCGCCUAUAAGAAGAUUGUUUUCACGCGCCCUCUUCCCUCUCUUCCCUCCUCAACCGUACAUCAUCUCUUCAGCCUAGACAAUGUCCGCCGUCACCAAGCAGGAAGAAGACCGCCUUGCCGGCUCCACCUCGACCGCCGCCGAGGUCCCCGCCGCCGCCAUCCCCCCCGGCAGCGAUGUCGCCCGUAACCACGGUGUCGCCUUCCUCGGCGAGUUCGUCGGAACCACCAUGUUCCUUCUCUUCUCGCUCGGUGGUACCAGCGUCGCCCUCCAGGCCGCCAACUCGGUCACUGGCAAGAUCAACGACGGUGGUUCGUCGGUUGCCAACUCGGACAACCUGCUCUACAUUGCCAUCAUCUUCGGCGCCUCGCUCGCCGCCAACGUCUGGUGCUUCUUCCGUAUCUCGGGUGGUCUCUUCAACCCCGCCGUCACCCUCUCCUUUGUUGUGAUUGGCGGCAUCACGCCCAUCCGUGGUGUCCUUCUCUUCAUUGCCCAGAUCGCUGGUGGUCUUGCUGGCGCUGCUCUUGCCGAUGGCCUCACCCCCGGUCCCCUCUUCGCCGCUACUACCCUUGGCGGCGGUGCGUCGACUGUCCAGGGCCUCUUCAUCGAGGUCUUCAUGACCGCCAUGCUCGUCUUCACCAUCCUCAUCGUCGCCGUUGAGAAGAACAAGUCGACCUUCAUCGCCCCCGUCGCCAUUGGCCUCUCGUUCUUCAUCUGCGAGAUGUUCUCGGUCUACUACACCGGUGGCUCGCUCAACCCUGCCCGUUCGCUCGGCCCCGCCGUCAUGAACCGCAAGUUCCCCCACUACUUCUGGAUCUACUGGAUUGGCCCUCUCCUCGGAUCCCUCCUCGCUGCGGGCUUCUACAAGCUCCUCAAGCUCGUCCGCUACGAGACCAACCUCGGCCCUGACUGCGACGGUGACGGUGUCACUUACGAGUACGAGAACGACCUCCGUGCCCGCCUCAACCGCAUCGAGGGCCUCCUUACCCAGCAGGUCAAGCACUCGCAGUCGGCCGUCUAAGCAAGCAGCUGGUCUGUCUGCCCUCCCUUGGUUACAAACACACGGCGUCCAUGCCGCUGUGUUCUUACAACAAACACACCAACCAACCAACACACAUCCCCACACCCGCCUCCGUUAAACCAAACAGAUACACGAUGUGGCCUCACGGACAAUAGCAUGAUAUCAGGCGUUGGGCGUCCCUAGCUGCAGUCGCACAAGUUUUUCUAUGCAGCUCCCUUAAUACGUAUA